AUGGGGGAGAAGAGAGGAGGGAGGGUGGCGAGGAGCGAGGGUGGAGCAGCCUUUGAGCAGCGCCAGGUCUUUUACCCACUAUCUCCCAAUGAUCUUCUCUUUAUGCUCCACUCUUUUUUUUAAAACCAAAUUGCUAGCUCACUGUCGUAACCCUUUUUCACUCCCUCUCUUUCUCUCUUUACUCUUUUUUUUUUUUUUUUCUCACUUGCUCCUCUCCCUCUCCUCUUUUUUGACUUUAACUAGCUCGCCACGUUUUCUUGUGCGGGGUGGCGUAGCUUUAUUAGGAAGGGUGAGCGUGAGCACCAGCGAGCAGAGCCGCGAGUGCUGCACGGCAGGCCUGUCACCUGGAGGGUGGAAGGGAACGGGUGACGUGUGAGAGAGCGUCUCUCCCUGGCAGCUCUUUUGAAAGAGCUCUCUUUUGAUUGAGCUAUUAUUGUUUUUCUCUCUUCCUUUUGUUCUAUCUGGUUCCCUCCUUUCGAUAAGAAAGCUAGUUUCUCCCAAAAUGCAAACUUUUGUUUGUUUAGUUUUGAUUUUGAUUUGAAUGGCAACAUACAGUCUCAAAUUGCUAAAUCUUUUUUGGGAAUUGUAGGCGUUUUACUUUAUAAUGGGGCACUAACAGGCAGUGAUCUCACAACAUCCUGCUUCGGAUACUUUGUAGGCUUUUUCCGCACUCCCUGCAUGCUUUUGAAAAUAUGUCCAAUGUUGUACAAUGAUAUAUGAACAACAAAACUCAGGAGUCAGGAGUGUCACUGUGCUCCAGAAAGUAACCAGAAUGUCUCCUGGCAAAGCACUUAUUGAAAGUGAACCUGUCCCACCCCCAGAUGUGCAUUCACUCACUCACACACUCACACACUCAGUCACUCUCUCAUUCAUGAACUCAUUCACUCCCUCACUCAUGGACAUGGCAAGAUCUCAGCCUCACCCGACGAUGGCAUCCCGCCAGCUCUGCGACGGCCCCCUAAGCUCCCAUAAUGAAACUCAGACUGACACAGCGCAGCCCUGCAUACCAGCAGCAGCAGCACAGAUGGGACGUGGCCGUAUAAAACCUGUGUCCCCUGGGCUUCUCCUCCAGUGUCUGCUUUAGUUGGCCAGACUAGAAAAUUAUCCCCACCCACAUGAGAACAGUAUCUGUCAUCACCACACUGGUAGGUGCUGGAAAACACUCUCUUCUCCCCGUCGUCUUCGCUCGCUCGCGACAGGAGAGAGAGAGAGAGGAGAGCGAGAGAGAGAGAAUGAGAGAGAUAGAGAGGAGAGAGAGAGAGAGAGAGAGAGAUGAGAUUCGAGGGCGAGAUGAGAUGAGAGAGAGAUCUAGCAGCUCGGACGACUCUCUCGCAGAUAGCUAUCCCGAUACUUCUCUCUCUCUCCUCUCUCUCUCUCUCUCUCUCUCUCUCCUCCCCUCCCUACCUCCACCCCCCCGGAUCUGUGCUCAUCACCAGAAGCAGGUACAGAUGUACAGAACCACUCUUCUAGUUCCUCCACUCUGCAAUCCUCCGGACCCCUCUCACACUGUCCAGUCACUCAACCGUAUUUGUUCAGCUGUAAAUUCAUCCUGUGUUUUGUCAGAUGUUCUGCUUGUAGGCCGUGGACAGCGGCUCUGAAUCAGCCCCGUCUGGUGAUGCGAAGAGGAGGAACGUAUGGUCGCCAGUCACCGAUCCCUUUAUGGGUGAAACAUUGGUGGUGACCUCUGUGAAGGGGAGUUAAAAUAGCGUACAGACAGUGUGUGGCUGAUUAGGGGGGUUUAAUGCAAUGACAGUCUGAUGUGUCUGAGUCAUGUUGUAUUAUAGAUGAAGGCUAGGUUAGACUAUGCCUGGUGAAGUGGCACUGUGAAGCAGUAGGAGACGAAUGGGAAUGCUUUAGCUAGCGCUCUCAGAUAGCCAUGAUGAGAGACUAUUGUGUUCCGGCCGCAGCAAACAGCGACCACACUGGAGAUGGGGAAUGCUUAGAUGACGUCAGUCACUUGUCUGACGAAUCUGAGAGGGUGUCAGUCAGUGUGGAGUGUAAUGUACCUCAGGCUUUCAGGGAUGCCGGCAUAGUAUGUCUUUGUGUGUUGUGUGACUGUGUCUCUGUGAGUGAGGGGCAAAUAGAGUGACAGGCUUUGGUUUUUGAGGCUAAGCUACUAUGCAUGAACACCCAUUACUGAGUUGAAAACGGAACCCCGAAGGUUGUUUUGAUAGCGUACCCACCAUGUUUAAUGGAUGAUUCCUUUCUCUCUAUGAAAGAAAAUGUGUGCUGCAGAAACCAUUACUAAAUCCAUAUCAUAUGGCUCACUGUCCUCCUCGACAUACAGUACCAUACUUAGUAUGAAACCAAGCAUCAAGCAAAAUACUGUAGCCUUCAUCUGUUGCCCGAUUAAAAGAAACAACAACGGUAAUGAAUAAAAAAUUAAUGACCCCCUUAUUUAUAAUGUUGUUGUUUACCCUUUUGUUUUGACUGCCUCUCUCUUUCGUCUCCAUGUCUAUACUCCAUCUCCCCCACUUUUCUAUGCUUUCUCUCUCUUCUCUAAGCUCUAUAUAUCUCCUCUUUUCUCUUAUCGCUAUCUCUUAUAUCUCUAUAGCGCGAUCUCGUCUCUCUCUCUCUCUCCUGCUCAUCUCUCAUCUAGCUCUCUCUCUCGUUCUCGCUCUCCAUAAGUGUAGAAUAUUUACUGGUUAGGUUACCCCUGGGUAAAAGCCAGCAAAAAACCCAGGGGGGAAAAGGGCCGGGGGAAAGGAUCGCAGUCCUUGCUAGUUUUUGGGGUUUGUGUGUGGGGAGUGUUUUUGGGGGGGAUGCCGGCGUUUUUGGUUGGUUUUGGGGGACCUUUUGGAGUGGGGGGAAAAAAAUAAAACUUUUUUUUGGGGGUUUUUUGGGGGGAAGAUUGCUAAAAACCCCCUUUACUAUAAAACAAACCCCGGGUUUUUUGUUCGUAAACCAUUUUUAAUAUGACCCUUUCAAAAAAAUUGUGCUAAAAAAACCAUUAAAAAAAACAAGGAUGUAAAAACAAAAAAAAAAGGGAAAAAACACAAAAAAUUGUGUUUUUGGCCCCGUUUAAAAAAAAAAAGGGGAAAAAAAAUUUGGGGGCCCCCGGGGGGGGGGGAUUUUGGGGGGGGGGAGGGGGGGGGGGGGGAAAAGAGAAAAAAAAACCCCCCCCUUUUUUUCCCCUUUUUUUUUUUUUUUUCCAAAAAUUUUUCCCCUUUUUACUCUCCUUAUUUUCUCCAUCCUCUGCCAGGUUAAGACAUCUCUGGAGCCCCCAGGACGUUCCGACCGGUCCAGACCUGAUUUGGUUCGGUGCGCCCACGAGAGUGCCAGAUACUCUCAUCUCCUAGGCGGAGGACCGUGGGCUCAUUAAAGUUCACAUAUCUUCCAGUGUCCGUUAAUUAUUGCGGAUUUGAGAGGGAAGGGUUACACAAUGCCUGGAUUAAUGGGUCACUUUCAGCCAGCUCGCUGCAGCCAACUCUUGAGAGAGACAGAGGUUAAGAGGGAGAGAAGAGGGAGAGUGCAAGAGAGAGAGAGAGAGAGAGCGAGGGGGAGUGGGGGGGGGGGGGGGGGGGGAUUAACAUGAAGUCUUCAUCAUGGCUGGAGAAUAUAAGCAUGGGAGCAAAUCUUCAACAUGGCCUUUCAAUUACCUUUCUUGCUAAAAUCAUUUUGGGACACACAGGUGUGGUUUGUUCAGUGUGUCUCUCAGAGAUAGGUGUGUGUUACGACUGUCUGGUCCUUUGGUCUGAUAGAGAACAAAGCAUAUAAAGAAGGAGAAAAUCAUUCAUUUGUUUAAUGUAGGCUGUGUGUAGUUGGCCUCGAUUUCACUUGUUCUUAAUCAGACUUGUACAGUUCUAAAAGUACUGCGUCGUCAAGCCUAGGCAUGGUGAAGACAGUUAGCAUUGCAUAUUGCAGUGUUUCAUAGAUGGAACAACACAUCACACUGCUGCAUUGAGGCUGGAGCCCAAACUGCCGUAGCUCGUGAAGGGUUAACUUGUGUUUCCUGUAUAGCCUCCAUGCACUCGGGGAUGGCUCUGUACUCUCUCCAAGCUUUCCCAUGAGCCUUUGCCCUGUUCUGUUUGUUUGUGUGAUCCCUUCCCCCAGGCCACUGUUCCACACAGCUGGACAGACAGCACUGAGCCUGCCCAGGGUGCUCACUGACUCUAUCCCAGCAUCCUGUGCUUUCCCCACCUGACCGCCCGCUCUCUCUCUCUCUCUCUCUCUCUCUCUCUCUCUCUCUCUCUCUCUCUGUGUGUGUGUGUGUGCGUGUGUGUUUUAACAGGUGCAGUACCGAGAGCUGAAACUGGAUCUCAGUCAUAGUCCAAAUAAAAGAAAGAAAAACAACCCGGGGUAGCUGGCUUUGUCCGCCCACUGAAUCUUCCCUCCCUCAACGGCCCGACACCAAGGAGCAGAGGAAGACUGGUCUGGACCAGCUCAACUCUCUCUCUCUCUCUCCACUUGUUUCUCCUCUUCCUCUUCUCUCUCUUCUACUGACUUUAAAUAUACAUAUACAGGCUCCCGAAGUGUAAUUAUCAUUGUAGAAAGAGACAACUAGAGAAAAAUCUUAAUGACGUGUUUAGUGAUGAAAGUGGACCGGACCAUUCCAGACCCAGGUGUUUACUGCAUUGAACCAGUCUGACAGAUGUACAAGUCAUGCUCAACUGUGUCAUAGUUAUGAGUUCAUUCGAAAACGUUUCAGCCAUUUCUACAUCAUUCCCCAUAAGGAACAUAUCAUUUAACCCUAUCAUGGUCAGAAAGCCGCUAACCAGGUAGAAUGGAUGUGUUUACUUUUCAAAACAGAACUCCCAAUGACCUCUGGGUAUAGGCAUGUGGAGCAAUAGAUAAAGAGCUUAUUCAUUCAUUAUUUUACCAAUUCUGUAAAUUGCUUUGUAUUGUAUUUACAUUUUAGAUCAUUUAGAAUUUUUUUGGGAAGGAGUGUUCUUUCUGCACCAAGCCUCUAUCUCAGCCAGUGUUACAUAUUGAUUAGCUAUUAGCCCGUUAGCCUACAGCUCCAGUAGGUCAUGCUGCUAGCACACUGCACUGAGAAAACUAAAACAGAUAGCCCUACAGUACACCGUUCAUUGAACUCUUUGAAGCUGUAUUUGUACAACAUGUACAGUUGCACUAUGGCCACAUUUCUAAUUGCCUCUCACAGAUGUCUUACUUAAAUCAGUGAGAGGCAAUGAGAUAUUUGAAGAGGUCAAAUGCUCAUUGUCUUUUCAGUUCGUAGGCCUAUAUACAUAUCUGUUCCAGGAGUCCUUGACUAUCCAAAUGAAUGAUAACUUCAAAACCUCAAUCAUCCUCUUUUAAAUGGAACUGAAAUCUGCUGCAGUCCUGACGAUAUGCCAUUCUUCCAGUCUUCACUACCGUCUAUAGCGCAGAUCAGUGUUUUCCUACCUAGAAACAGGGUGUUGUUUCCCCCAGCAGAGGCAGGCAAGUGUGGAUUGCUGCUGUGCCACUGCGCUAAUAUAGAUGUCACCCUGUGCAGACAGAAUCGCCAGGCAGGCCUUAGGCAGCCCGAGCGGUAAUCUUAUUUGAAAGGAUGGCCUCCUCUCCUCUCAUCUCCACAUGUUGCCUCAGUG
Coregonus sp. 'balchen' is the source of this 5531-nucleotide messenger RNA. The record is from the annotation of a GenBank genome assembly. NCBI's taxonomy places the organism in Eukaryota, Metazoa, Chordata, Actinopteri, Salmoniformes, Salmonidae.